Bicyclus anynana (squinting bush brown) is the source of this 1602-nucleotide messenger RNA. RefSeq lists its product as uncharacterized. Bases 16 to 1602 code for a protein of 528 amino acids. The transcript has 2 exons. NCBI's taxonomy places the organism in Eukaryota, Metazoa, Arthropoda, Insecta, Lepidoptera, Nymphalidae. The record is from RefSeq and is a predicted model, not a curated record.
AACUGAUGGCCAGUAAUGACUGAUUCGUAUAAUGAGGAGCAUCCGCUGAUAUGCGAUGAGUGCUCUGACGAAGAGUAUCAUAUACCAGACGUCGGUCCAAAGUUUCAAAGGCGGUUUCGACGCUCAGCCUCCACUGGACGAGCCAGGACACAUGCGUUAGGAGCGACUGCUAUCAUUACUACUUGGCCAGAUAACAUCUCAGCUCUACUAGCAUAUUGGUGGAUCGGCCUCGGCAUGAUUGCUGUCAUGGUGUUUCUGAUUUAUAAUAGCUUUCUUGCUAUUGCAGUGCUUCCGCAUUCCCAUUAUGUUCCAUCGAAAACUCAAAACACAAAACGAACUACAGAAAAUAAUUCAAAUGAAAACUCCAGUAUACCAAAUAUUUACAUGCACGUUUUUGUUGAUAAUUUAAACGAUUUCAACGAACAUAAUUAUAUGCCGUACGUUAAGACGUUUGCGAAAAAAUACACUAAUUUUAAAUAUAAUUUCCUAGUUCUUUUAAAUGAUGCAAAUCACGAUACGCUUAAUGAUUUAAGCGACGAGAAAAAUAAUGAUUUGGCUUUAAAUUUGCUGUGGGAUGACAAAAAAAUAGCAAAUAAGAAGCGGCUAUAUAAAAGUCCUACUGUGAAAUUCAUUUCUCUCACAAUGUACAUGAAUGAUUCUCCGUUGAAAAAAUAUUGGCGGCUUCUGCCUAAUCAGUUCAUUGGUUUCUUAGUUCGGUGUGUAUCUAUUUGGGAUAAAGGAGGCAUAGCGUUCAAUCCUGUGAUAUUAAUCCCUAACUCACAUAAUUCAAUUUAUUUAGAAAAGCUCAAUAAUAUACUAGAGAAGUUUUAUUUAAAUAAUAAAUUGAUGUCUACUAAGAAAAGAAAGACUUCUAAGCUGAAUAAAAAGAAGUAUAAUAAUAUUCGUGAUAUUAUAAACGACUUGGAAAAUGAGGAUAUAAAUGACAGUAUUUUUACAGAAAGUCUCACAGAAGCAGAAAAUGUUCCAUCUGUUACAGUAACUUCUCCGAAAAUUAAAAGAUCUGCAAACUUUUAUCCAUUUGACCAACAUAAAAUCCCACAAAAACAAAAUGAAGAAAUUUUGCAUGAUUCUAAUGAAGUGAAUAAUAAUAGAAAAGUACCCAGUAAUUAUUUUAAAUCGAUCCAAACAAAUAACAGUACCGAAGACAGCAUGGGAAUAGCGGCGUUGCAAAAAAUUCUUCCAAAUUUUCUACAAGUACUUUUUCGCUCGAAUACGAAAAACUCAACAUUUACACAAAACUUGAAAAAUUUUACUAGUGAUAUUCAUAUGUCUGAAACUACUAAUUUUGAUAAAUAUUUAAAAAACGACACAACAUCUAAAAUAGCUCACGAUCCAAGUAUCAAAAUUACUAAAUCAAAUACCAAAACUUUCAAAGGGGCUGAAAAUACAAAAUUAGUUAUUGAUUUAAAGGGUAACUUGAUUGCCACCGAAAUAGGCUGUCAUGCAUUUAUUGGAACAGUAUUCAGUAAUGUUUUACACCAUACUCGUGGCGACUCUGUAACAGAUUUUAUAAUUGACGAAUUAUCUUUAUUUUGUAAAGGGAGUUUAUCUACUUGUAACAACAUUGAUGUUAUUUUAUAG